AUGGCUGGCAAUCCCCUGAACCUCCUUGGCGACUACGGUACGUUUGCCAACAGUCAUGUCGAUGACCUGAAGUUGGUUGGCACCAACGACCAACCACUUGACUCCAACUCUACAACGAAUGAUGGAGACUUCUUAUAUCUCCAUGCAGAAGACUUCAAACCUGGAAUGUUCCCGUCCGAAGGGGAUGCAAAGGUGAUCAAGGAGUUCGACGCAUCCACUAUGUUUCCACAUGGUCAUCCGAUCCCGGUCUAUUCGAUCACCAAGGCUGAGUACGCUGCUUCGCCCCAUCUAGACGACUUCGGACUAGAGUCAGUCAAUAUGUGUCUAUCUAAUGCAGACACACCUGCCGUCAGUCCUGCUGCGGUUGUACCAUAUCUCACCAGCGCUGCUUACCCAGCAUCCAAGGGUCCCAAUCCACCAAGUGCUGGCCGCGCCAAACUCACUCGCAACGUCUCAUCUCUUAACAACGCCUUCCCGAUCUCCAGUCGUCCCAUCCCAAACCAUCGUCUCAGGCAGAAGUCGAGUUUCUCCAUCCUGCAAAGCAAGCAGAAACGCAAAUUCGACGAGCUUGACUUCGACAACGAUGUCGACGCAAUCCCACCUUUCAGGACUUUGCCUACUAGCAUGCCGGGCACGUUGCCAGAUGCCCCAAGAGGCAGCCCAUCUGGGAUCGUGCCCACAUUGGCGAGUCGUGCGCAAGAUGCCAUCCGCGAGAUGAGGGCAGGGUGUCUCAGCCCGAUCUUCGCAGACAAAGCUCGACAAGCGCCACAGUCCCGCUCGCCUACUGAUUUCGUUGACUCCAUCGAAAAUCUCACGUUUAGAGACCGCGGCCCAGCAAAGAAGAAGUCGAAGCGCACCAAGCCGUCUUCGACACACUCGUCCGCGCCGAGAGCCAACCCCAUUACCACUAGCCCAAUUGGUAUCAUCCCUGCUACUGCUAUGGCAGCCACUAUGCCGGCGACUACAACCCAUCAGCCGGCUGCGAUUAUACCCUCGCUUACAAGCACGUCUCGCCCCCUCAGCGAAGCGAGUACGAAGACACUUACACCAUACGCGAAGAAACUCAUCAGCACCGGCCAUCUACGCAAUGCUGGCUACGUGUCUGGUUUUGAUGACAUCUUCGCACCUCGCGAGAAUGCUCGUCUGCCCGACUGUAAGAUGAGCGCAACAGAGAUUCUCUACUUCUUCCCACGUCACACUCAGUGGCCAGACAUUAUGCUGCGUCUCCUUGGUAACGGCUUCAACUCAUCGACAAUGGCAGACGGCAUUCUGUACUACCGCGGACGUCUUGAUCUCGAGCACCAUGAAAGACGAGAUGCUGCACAGCGCCGCCAAGUGUGCCACUCGGGAAAGGAGAAAUUUGGCGACUCAGCCUGGAAGUCUAGCGAGGCUACAGCGGCCGAGGUCCACCCCGUCACCGACUACAACGUCUCCUCCGCCACUCUACCGAGCGGGCAGCAUGCCACCAUCCUCCAGAGCCUCAAGCUUGUCGACGUCGCACGCGGUGUACAGUAG
Molecule: messenger RNA, 1515 nt
Organism: Recurvomyces mirabilis
Lineage: Eukaryota; Fungi; Ascomycota; Dothideomycetes; Mycosphaerellales; Teratosphaeriaceae
Exons: 3
Coding region: 1-1515 (504 amino acids)
Source: RefSeq, a predicted model, not a curated record